This is a messenger RNA of Talaromyces rugulosus, 738 nucleotides long. RefSeq lists its product as uncharacterized. Lineage: Eukaryota; Fungi; Ascomycota; Eurotiomycetes; Eurotiales; Trichocomaceae. The transcript is spliced from 2 exons. Bases 1 to 738 code for a protein of 245 amino acids. The record is from RefSeq and is a predicted model, not a curated record.
AUGUCGAGUUUUCGCUUCGAUGGCCAACGCCUAGAUGACAAGCUUGUCACGUCGAUUUCUCUCCUCACGGCGGCUGGUAUCCCCAAUGUGCUUUGGGGCAACUACCUAUUAACUAUUUACGGAGUGCCCACGGUUGUUGAGGGUGUGGCCUUUGUUGUGCCCGAUGCACUGGUCGAUCGCUCAUUUUCCACACUUCGCGGCGCUGGCUUUCAUCUAUGCCCAGAAAACUUAGAUUGCGUAUACUCAAAUGGACGACGAUACCUUCGAGCUACCACUCACCUACAUAUCGCUGAUAACCUUGCCAUACCACUGUACCGCAAAUCCGAUGUGCUUUGGGAUCUCCCAGAUUUUGAACUUGCUUCCAAAGACAACUAUCCACACAUUAUCUCCGCGUCAGACACACGGCUUCCGCUAGCAAGUCUUGGCCGCGGUAGAGGGCGUUUCCUACCUGAACUCAAAUCUACUCGAAUCCCAAGCGCGACGAAAUACUGUGAAGCUAUUAUCCUUCUACUUUGUCGAGACCAUGACACUCUUUAUACGGGAUAUUGGAUGUCAAUUUUGACUUAUAUUCUAGAAUUUGUUGACGGAACGGACAUGUUCGACGAACAAUAUCUAGGGGAGAGCUACCAGAAGUUUUAUCACGCGUUGAAAAAUGGAGACUCCAAUACGUUUGGGCUAUUGGAUGAGCUACGUCAUGAACUAAUAAAGAAGCGACUCCUACCAAUACAGGAAGAUUGA